AUGCAACAGAACCACCAGCACCACCAGCAGCAACAGAAGAAGAGGAAGCAGCAGCACAACUACCGCCAGCAGCAGAAGCAGCAGCACAACUACCCGCAGCAGCACCAGCAAAAGCAGCACCACAACUACCCGCAGCAGCAGGAGCAGCACAACUACCGGCAGCAGCAGAAGCAGAAGCAACAGCACAACUACCGCCAGCAGCAGCAGCAAAAGCAGCAGCCCAAGGAGCAGCAGCAGCAGCAGGAUCAGGAGCAGGAGCAGCAGCAAGAGGCGGUUGAUUACCUUCUAGCAUUGCUUGGGUGCAGCAAAGGAUCGCUCCAGAGAGCGAGCGGCUGCAAACCCACUUUGACGCCGUAG
Messenger RNA from Eimeria acervulina, 357 nucleotides. RefSeq lists its product as hypothetical. Lineage: Eukaryota; Apicomplexa; Conoidasida; Eucoccidiorida; Eimeriidae. Bases 1 to 357 code for a protein of 118 amino acids. The record is from RefSeq and is a predicted model, not a curated record. The transcript has a single exon.